AUGACUUUUCUGGCUCACACUGCUCACUGGCAGUUCCUGGGCCUGGUUUCCGGGUUCCUGGCGUGGAUCCUAAUCAUGACCACAGUCGGCCUCAACGAGUGGCGGCUGUGGCACGUGGCCGACGUGUCCGUCAUCACCUCGGGUGUGGCGUGGGUGGGGAUCUGGAGGGCGUGUUUCUACAGCCACGCCCUCCCCAGCAUGGAGAACUGUCAGAGCAUCAGCGUCUCGGCCCCCUUCGCUCCUGCGGAGAUCCCCGCGGCUCAGGUGCUGAUGGUGCUGGCGAUGAUCUGCGGCCUGGUGGGGAACAUCACCGCUGUGGUGGCCAUGAGGAUGGUGUACUUCUCUUUAGAGGAUCGGAGGAACGUCAGGCUGGUCUUCGUGCUGGCAGGGAUGCUGUAUGUGCUGACGGCGACGCUCUGCGUGGUGCCGCUGGCGUGGAACCUGAACUCUGUGCUGAACAACAGAACCAUUGACUUCCCUCCUGAGUUCCAGCUCCCUGCAGCUCCGCUCAGGCAGCAGGUCGGCUCGGCCAUCGGGGUUGGCCUCGCCGCCACCAUAUUGAUGCUCGUAAGCGGGCUGAUUUUUCUCAGCUACCGCUACGUCUGGGAGACCCUGAGCGCAGAGGCCCCCAGAGCCUCCAGGGUCCCGCUCCAUGGUCCCUGGACUGAAACGACCCCGGCACAGAGGUCUGAAUUACCAAAUGGAGACAACCAGGGCCGAGAUAAUCCUGCAUUUCACUAUGGAGAGGUCUCGUGAUGGAGAAACAUCAGGAACAUUUAAACAAUGGAUGGAUUACUGAACAGGCCAACCAGGCACAGGUCCAGGGGCCCAAAGUUGGCCUCCAUCAGCAAGAUAGCAAUGAAAUUACUGUAAUACUUACGGACCAGAAAGAUACUCUAAAGGACCACAAAGAGAUGCAAAACAACAACAAUAAAAAGAAGAAAAACCACAUCCUCUGUGUCUAUCUCCUAUGUAGAAGUGGUGGUGGGGCCUUUUGCAUAUCUGUGUCCAGGGGCCGUUGUCUCAUAAUACACCCAUGAUUUAACUAACUAAAAAAUACUUGGAUUUUCAUUUUUUUCUUUC
Messenger RNA from Plectropomus leopardus (leopard coralgrouper), 1083 nucleotides. RefSeq names its product claudin 34a (gene cldn34a). NCBI's taxonomy places the organism in Eukaryota, Metazoa, Chordata, Actinopteri, Perciformes, Serranidae. Gene Ontology annotation, molecular function: structural molecule activity. The record is from RefSeq and is a predicted model, not a curated record. Gene Ontology annotation, cellular component: bicellular tight junction; membrane.